AUGAAAAAUUCUUUUAAUAAUAAAGGAGGCUUUGUUAACACUACGAAAAAAAUUGACGAAUCUUAUAUAGAGCCUGUAAGUGAUGAUGAAGAAAAAGAAAAAAAUGAAAUAGAUAAAACACUUGAAAUAAAUCAUAAUAAAAAGGAUGAUAAUGAGUGUGAUAAAAAUUUUGGAAAUAAAGCAUAUGUAUAUGCAGAUGAAAUAAAAGAAAAUAAUAAUAAUAGUGAUAAUAUAUAUAAUAAUAAUAAUAAGAAGAAGAAGAAAAUUUUGAAACAUUUUGAUAUAUUAAUAGAUAAAAGAAAUGCAUUCAAUAGUAUUUUAAGCUCAACCUUUGCAGGUAUUAUAUCUCGAACUGUGACUGCACCUUUAGAUAGAGUAAAAUAUAUAAUGCAGAUUACAAAUAAUUUACCUAUAUGUGAAAUAUUUAAAAUAAUUAAAAAGGAUGGUAUUAUAUGUGGAUUUUUUAGAGGGAAUUGUGUUAAUAUUGUAAAGAUAAUUCCAGAAUUAUCAAUAAAAAUGUAUUCAUAUGAAUUUAUGAAAUUAAAUGUUUAUAAAUAUUAUUAUAAUAAUAAAGAAAAUAAUAUUAUUAUAAAAACAGAUGAACCAAAUAUGAAUAUUCCUUUUUUUAUUCGUUUUUUAAUAGGAAGUUCAAGUGGUGCUAUAGCAGCUCUAUUUAUAUAUCCUUUAGAAAUUGUCAAAACAAGAUUAAUUGUUUCGAAUAAAAUUGAUUCUAGUGGUAUUAUUAAAUGUCUUUAUGAUAUUUAUAAAAAUGAACCAUAUAGACAUUUCUAUAAUGGUUUAUCUAUGCACAUUUAUGGAGUGUUAUUAUUUUCAGGAUGUAAUAUGAGUAUAUAUGAUUAUUUAAAAUAUUUAUUCUUUUCCUUCUAUAAGGAAUAUAUUCAUUCAAAUUAUUGUCUCUCAAAAGAUAGGAACAAACAAAAUAAAAAUUUAACAAAAAAAGAUAUAGAUAAAAAAUUUAAUGAAUUAAAUAAUAAUGAAAAUUAUGAAUUCAUGAAUAUUACCAAAAUGGAUAGUAUUCAUAAAAAUAUACAAACAAAUUCAAAAAAUAAUUAUUUUACAAACAUAUAUAAUGAAAGUCUAAAAGAUCAUUUUAAUUUCUAUUCUUUAAAAAAUAUAAAAUUUUAUGAAACGUUUAAAAAAUAUUCCUCACUUAUAUGGAAUAAUAAUAAAAAUGAUAAUUAUAGUAAUAAUAAUAAUAAAUAUGAUAAUUAUAGUAAUAAAAAAAAUGACAAUUAUAGUAAUAACAAUUUUGUAUAUAAAAAAGAAAAUCACCUGAACAAUUCAACCUGUUCAUAUUGUAAUUAUCGUAUUAAGAAUGUGAACUGUUUAACCUUUUUAUUAUUUGGAAUAACUAGUUCGUUUAUAGCUCAGAUUGUGAGUUAUCCUUUUCUUGUUUUACGCACAAGAAUGCAAACACUUAAUAAUGAGAUAGCAACUAAUUAUCUGAACAACGAAAGGAAGAAAUUUAAGUCGUGUAGUUUUAUUUUAUAUAACAUCAAAAUUUAUGGAUACAAAUCGUUAUAUCGAGGUGUUUAUGUAAAUCUGUUAAAAACCAUACCUGCUACUUCCAUCACGUGGUUUGCCUACGAAUAUGCCAUGAGGAAACUGCAAAGAAUUUAA
This is a messenger RNA of Plasmodium adleri (nom. inval.), 1641 nucleotides long. RefSeq names its product transporter, putative. Gene Ontology annotation, molecular function: ATP transmembrane transporter activity. NCBI's taxonomy places the organism in Eukaryota, Apicomplexa, Aconoidasida, Haemosporida, Plasmodiidae. The record is from RefSeq and is a predicted model, not a curated record. The coding region runs from base 1 to 1641 and encodes 546 amino acids. Gene Ontology annotation, biological process: transmembrane transport. The transcript is spliced from 2 exons.